Molecule: messenger RNA, 2772 nt
Organism: Toxotes jaculatrix (banded archerfish)
Lineage: Eukaryota; Metazoa; Chordata; Actinopteri; Toxotidae
Product: galactosylgalactosylxylosylprotein 3-beta-glucuronosyltransferase 1
Exons: 9
Coding region: 879-1958 (359 amino acids)
Biological process (GO): chondroitin sulfate proteoglycan biosynthetic process; carbohydrate metabolic process
Cellular component (GO): Golgi membrane
Molecular function (GO): galactosylgalactosylxylosylprotein 3-beta-glucuronosyltransferase activity
Source: RefSeq, a predicted model, not a curated record
GAGAGGUAGAGAGGAGAAGGAAGGCAGGGAUAGCAAGAGAAAGAAAGAGGUGAAGAGCCACGGAGCAAAACACAUACAUCGCUGCCACUCUGACGUCUCCCCUCAUGCGCCUGUUUCAGCGUGUGUGAGCGCAAGAAGAGCAGAGAGGGACUGGAGGAAAAUAAAUCCCGGGAGCUUGUGUCCUCUCUUUGCUUUAUCUCCCCUUCUUUUUUCUUUUUUUUAAUCUCCAUCAUCCAAGGCAUAAAGGCGGGUGUCAGCUGGCACAGCAGAAUAAAAGAAGGGGAUGCUUUGAAUGCUGCCUCUCUUUCGACAGGGGACAAGGAAGAGGAAGGGGGGGGACAAGACACAGCAGGGACAAAAACAGGAUUUCUAGAAUGAAUGGGAGUCCUUCUGCCGCAUGCGCUGGGAAUAGCAGUCUCACACUGAAGUCUCUGAAUGAGGGCCGGCCCUGAGGAAGUGAGGCUUGUUGGGAGAGUCUGGAUGUCACCAGUGACACAGCUUCCACAGCGUUUGACCACCUUCAGCUGCACACAUCUCCGCUUCCCAGACGGCACCAAUUAAGGCCGGCUUGAGACGAAGAGUUGUGACAGUAUCCGACGACAGCGACGCAAAGAGGAAAGGAAUACACUGGAGGAGGGGCCUGUGCUUGCUGCAGACGGGCAGAGGACUGCUUGUCUGGACUUGGAGUUGCCUGUCUGCGUGAGUAGACACGGCAAAGGAAGAGGAAAAGGAAAUGGUCGGCUGACGCGUCAUGGAGGAUGUCACCGUUACGUAGCUGGUCCAGUGUGCGGUGUGGCCUUCCCAGAUGCGCAUCACCAGUGGUGCCAUGAUCCAGUUAUAACUGUGGGUAAUGCCGAGCCAAAUAACCAAUCCUGGAGAUGCCGAAGAGAAGAGAUAUUCUUGCCAUCGUGUUGAUCGUGUUACCUUGGACUCUGCUCAUCACUGUUUGGCACCAAAGCGCUAUAGCUCCACUCCUCGCCAUCCGCAAGGCCUGUCACCACCUAGUAAAAGAGAUCUUUAUCAUUCCAGAGAGGCUUGCAGUCCGCCACCACCGGCUCUCAGAUGAUGGUGUUGAGGGCAAGAGAGAGGCGGGUGUCCAGGCGCAGGACUCCAAGGAAUACUGUGCCUCAGAUAAGGACAUUGUGGAGGUGGUGAGGACAGAGUAUGUGUAUACACGGCCUCCACCCUGGUCAGAUGUGCUGCCUACCAUCCACAUCAUCACCCCCACAUAUAGUCGACCGGUCCAGAAAGCAGAGCUGACACGGCUGGCAAACACCUUCCUCCAUGUCCCCAACCUGCACUGGAUCCUGGUGGAGGACUCCCAGAGGAGGACGCCUCUUGUUACGCGGCUCCUGCGAGAAACAGGGCUUAACUACACACACCUCAAUGUAGAGACGCCCAGGAACUAUAAGCUGCGGGGUGACACUCGGGACCCCAGAAUCCCCAGGGGCACCAUGCAGAGGAAUCUGGCCCUGCGGUGGCUGAGGGAAACCUUCAACGCCAACAGCAGUCAGGCUGGAAUCGUCUACUUUGCUGACGAUGACAACACAUACAGCCUGGAGCUGUUUGAGGAGAUGAGAUCGACUAGGAAGGUUUCAGUGUGGCCUGUGGCCUUUGUGGGCGGCCUACGGUACGAGUCCCCCAAGGUCAACGCAGCUGGAAAGGUCUACGGCUGGAAGACGGUGUUCGACCCCCAUCGGCCCUUUGCCAUCGACAUGGCUGGCUUCGCCAUCAACCUGAGACUCAUCCUCUUCAAGCCACAGGCGUAUUUUAAGCUUCGUGGGGUGAAAGGAGGCUACCAGGAAAGUAGUUUGCUCCGGGAACUUGUCACACUCAACGACCUGGAGCCUAAAGCAGCCAAUUGCACUAAGAUACUCGUUUGGCACACGAGAACAGAGAAGCCUGUCCUUGUGAACGAAGGGAAAAAAGGAUUCACAGACCCCAAUGUGGAGAUUUGACCAUUUUCCCCUCAAGACCAAGGUGGAAGGCCUUGGACCUGCGGAGGAAGAAAAUGGCCGAGUCGUUUGAUAAGUGCAGCCAGCGCUCAUGUCUUAAUCAUCAGAAAAAAAAAAAGAAAAAAAAGGAAGUGGGGGCCUUUGAAGGGGGAUUUAAUCCUCUUGACUCAAUCUGACAUUUUUCAAGUGUGAACUAAAACAGUACAAAUCAUCAGUAUCAUAUUAAAGCACAGAGUAAUAAGAGGUGGCGGUCAUUGGUCAGGAUCGAAGUGCAGAGGAGACCACAUAAGGGACGCCUCACAAGGGGUCGGCACAGACAGUCGUGACCUGCACCGUAGGCCGAGGACAACCGAACAAAAGAGACAGCACAACAUGAAAGACAUACAGCCAGCGGAUUCAACCAAACAAGCAGGUCAAAGAAUAUCCUUCACCUAAAUACAAAAAAAGAUACAAAAAAAAACACAAAGGAAAUAAAACACAUCUUGCGUGGACAUGUCUGCUGCACAUGGUACAAAAGAGAAAUUCCUCUUGGAUUUAAGGACAUGGCCUACAUCAUCAGCCUGGAUGAAAACACGCCUCCAAGGACAAAUGUGUCUCAUGUGGGUUUUCCUUUGAGCAAACACAAACAUAGCAAGGGAAGGAAUGUUCUUUUGAUAACUAUGAAAUGUUUGCUUUAAUUUUAUUUAAUUGGUUUGUGUGUUUUGCAAGCACUUGACUUACUUGCUAGUUCAAUACUACUGACUCUUACCUACAUUUACUCUUGGGUUAUCAUUGUUCAUUUUAUAAGUGUCAUUAUAACUCACACAUUUAAGCCACC